AGCCCGAACACAGGUAAGGGCAAAGCGACACUUGCGGUGUUGGGACAAUAGACAGGGAAUCCCCGUUGAAAUGUCAUCACCUGCAGAAACUCAGUCUGAUCACUGCGGGGAUAAAAAGGCUGGUUUCCUUUCUCCAAGAAGCACGACAUUAGCUAAUAACAGGAGGAUCACCUUGCUUGACGCUUUUUUCCUGGACUCCCAGGAAAACCAAACGACAACAGGAGAGGUGAAACGAAAGUCUAAAUAUCCCAGUUUGGGUCAAAAGCCAGGUGGCUCAGAGUUCUUAAUGAAAAGACUGGAAAAGAAAGGGCAAAAGUACUUUGACUCAGGGGACUACAACAUGGCCAAGGCAAAGAAGAGCAAGCAGCUACCUGCAGCGCCGCCUGACAGGAGUGUCGGCACAGGAGACCACAUACCCACCCCACAGGAUCUCCCCCAGAGACGGCCAUCUUUAGUCACAAGCAAACUGGUUGGCUGACAUGAGGUUUCCAGUAUGGCUCUAACUCUCACAGAAAUGUGUGAUACAGUGUUAUUUCAAAGCUCCGUAUGCCUUUUAGGGAAGAAAGCUUUUAGUUUUUUGUCAAGGAGUUAGAGAGAGAGAGCUGGAUGGAAUGUUUUCUCCAUUUCUUCAGCAUUUCUACACAGUACCAUCACCCCUUCUUGUCCUGAGGUGUUGGGGAGAUGAUUAGGUGAUAAAAAAAACUGAUGAGUCCUGGUAGAAAGCUAUUUUCAUCUAUCUGCACAGUUUUGUACUGAAUAUAAUGCGAUCCAGUUGGAAGAUGUGAUACUUUUUGUCACUUAACAGGUAAAGUUAUAGUAGACAGAUCAAGUUGAAAUAAUAGUCUAUUUUCUGCGUCAAACAAGUUGACAAAGAUCAGAUUAUCAAGAAACUACAAGCAAAGGUAGUGUGAUUACCAGUGACAAACCAUCUGGUUAUAAAUAGCUAUGCAUUAUCCAUUUGACAAAUAGUGAUUUGGUAGUUAAAUGAAGUUAAAGUUACAUUUCCUCUAAAACAGUCACACUAUAUCCAAGAGACAUAAAUGAGCAGGUGUGUUAGAUGAGGUGAGGUAGAUCUAAACGACCAUGGUAGGGAGAGUCAAAGCGAGUGUUAUUCGGGGAAUUGUCAGGGAAUGCCUUAUGCCCCUGGGACACAAGUGCUCCAACGGAAGUGACAAAGGAAGUCUCUCAUACUUUCUUGCAGGCAGUUGCGCAGGAAUUUGAUACUGACUUUGAUCUUCUUUGUUAGCCCCGUCAAUAGCAGCACUUCUUAAAUGAACCAAACACCUAUGCACUUUACCUAGUCUCCAAACAUACGAGUGUGUAUAUAUGUUUUGGUUCUCGCUAAUUUACUUCAGUAGCUAUCCAUGAGCACACAGUACCUGCAUAACUAGUACCAGGGCACUUCCUGCAACACAGUGUAAAACACUAGAAGUGCUGAUUGUGUAUCUAUCAGUGCGAUGUACACUAGCAAUAGUAUAACAAAAAACAAUAUAUGCAGUGUAUAAUACCCCAUAUAUAUGUAAAUGUUACUGUAUACAUGAUGUUAAUUAUAUCUGAUAUUAUAUCAGGAAAUAUAUGUACUGAUGUGAAACAUGCAAAAGACAUUAAUUGAAAGUAAUGUAAUAAUCCAUUCAUUGUACUUUAGAGUCAUUUGUGUAUGCUUUGUGAGUCAGAUAGUUUCAGGUUAAUACUAAUGGAUCUUAAAGCUGAUGUACUUUCUUCAAAUAGAGCUCUUCCUUGGCAUUCUGACUGACUUAGACUGUUAAAUAUAUAAAUAAAUAAAUCAGAUAAAUCAUCUCUUAGAUCCUCCUUUUGGCUCAGUAAUUUGAAAUCAUAAAACCUCCAAUUCAAUCUGGAAAACGCUAAAGGGUUAUGCCAGGUGACUCACUUAUACCAACUUAAACUUAAUGAAAUACAUUUUUGUUUACUUUUGCAUUUCUGUAAGGGGAGAGCAGUAAGUAAAAGAUCAACUCUUAUUAUGUCCACCGGAGCCGUCCUUCUUCAGCAUACCUUUAGAGUAAGGUCAUGUAAUGCUUUUAACACCAGUGGUGUUACUGAUACACUCACAGGGUAUAAUGUUUUGUGGCUGUGAGCAUCUGUUAAAUCAAUGUAACAUGGAUGUGUACUGCAAUACUGGAAUUAUUUAUCUUGUAUUUCUGUUGACAUAGAUUAGUAAUGUAGAGAGUGAUCAUGUUUGGUUUUGUGUGUUUAUAUUCUGUUUAUUAUAUUUUAUGUGUUUGAAAGCAUCUUGUUUCCAAUCCAAAGAGUAUGAAAGGGCCAUCAGGGAAGAAUAAAUGCAUUUAUUAAACUAAUUUAAAAAAGA
Molecule: messenger RNA, 2323 nt
Organism: Clupea harengus (Atlantic herring)
Lineage: Eukaryota; Metazoa; Chordata; Actinopteri; Clupeiformes; Clupeidae
Gene: ensab
Product: endosulfine alpha b
Cellular component (GO): cytoplasm
Molecular function (GO): protein phosphatase inhibitor activity
Source: RefSeq, a predicted model, not a curated record